This is a messenger RNA of Cephus cinctus (wheat stem sawfly), 497 nucleotides long. RefSeq lists its product as uncharacterized. The transcript is spliced from 2 exons. The record is from RefSeq and is a predicted model, not a curated record. Bases 13 to 390 code for a protein of 125 amino acids. NCBI's taxonomy places the organism in Eukaryota, Metazoa, Arthropoda, Insecta, Hymenoptera, Cephidae.
ACGUGUCAAACUAUGUACAGUCUGAUUCAAUUUCAAGUGAUUCAGUGCAAAGCCACUUCGCUCCAGGACUCGGAGACGUUCGCGUUUCAAGACUUACACCGAUCUCGGGACUCACAAAAGCAUAUGCGGAUCCUACGAUCUACCAGUGAUCAUGCAGGGCCCGUAUAUUGGCAGGAUGGUGGUAUAUCUGUACAGACUGUUUUCACAACUGAUUCUACCAGUCUUGAUGAAGGCCAGGCCCCAAUGUGGGUGUUAGAAAAUGUAGGCAGAGCCAUGUGUUGCAACAGGGCCUCGUUUCUAUGCGUUUGUCGCAUAAUUAUUUUAUUAAUAUAUGUCACGAAUCAAUUUAUCAAUAAAACUCUCUGGAUGACAUCAUUCCAUUUACGAUAAAAAGAAAAUCAAAGUGAAAUUAGGACAGAUCAACAAGCAGUGACGCCACUUUAUUUUAUUUCCUUCAGCAGUGUGAAUAUCGGAUGAUCUUUGUGAUGAUGUCAAGU